This is a messenger RNA of Vicia faba (fava bean), 969 nucleotides long. Lineage: Eukaryota; Viridiplantae; Streptophyta; Magnoliopsida; Fabales; Fabaceae. The record is from the annotation of a GenBank genome assembly.
AUGGCAACGGCGGCCUGUUCAACGGACUUAUCUCGAGAAUCCUCCUGCCGCGACGGCUCCGCCGCAUCCCACCUAAAACUAAUCUCCCUCUUCGUCAUCUUCCUCACAAGCGCCAUCGGCAUGUCAGCCCCCGUCCUCCUCGCCCGUAUCUUCCGGGGAAAACCGUUAUACGACAGAGCCUUAGUUCUAAUAAAAUGCUUCGCGGCGGGAGUGAUCCUCUCCACCUCCUUAGUCCACGUCCUCCCCGACGCGUACUCCGCACUCGCCGACUGCCACGUGGCCUCCCGUCAUCCAUGGAAGGAUUUCCCGUUCUCCGGACUUGUGACUCUCAUCGGUGCUAUUCUCGCUCUGUUCGUCGACCUCGUGGCGAGCUCUCACGUCGGACACGCUGAGUAUGAGCAGAUCGGAGCCGGAGACAAAGAAUUGGGAGUUGUUGAACUUGGAGGAGUUGGAAGUGAAAGAGGUGAAGAAUUGGUUAGGUUGAAACAGAGACUGGUUUCGCAGGUCUUGGAGAUUGGGAUAAUUUUUCAUUCAGUCAUAAUUGGUGUGACUAUGGGUAUGUCACAGAAUGUUUGUACUAUUCGCCCUUUAGUUGCGGCUUUGGCUUUUCAUCAGAUUUUUGAAGGGAUGGGUCUCGGUGGCUGUGUUGCUCAGGCAGGAUUUAGCUAUGGAACAGUGGCGUACAUGUGUUUCAUGUUCUCAGUAACAACUCCAUUGGGGAUAAUUUUGGGGAUGGUAUUAUUCUCAUUAACAGGCUAUGAUGAUAGUAACCCAAAUGCAUUAAUCAUGGAAGGGUUACUAGGUUCAAUUUCUUCUGGAAUUCUUAUAUACAUGGCUCUUGUUGAUCUUAUAGCAGCUGAUUUCUUUCACAAUAAGCUUAUGAACUCGGAUCCACGCUUAAAAAAGGCUUCUUUUGUUGCCUUAACCAUGGGUUCUGCUUCUAUGUCUAUUCUAGCUCUUUGGGCUUGA